Arabis nemorensis is the source of this 714-nucleotide messenger RNA. The record is from the annotation of a GenBank genome assembly. NCBI's taxonomy places the organism in Eukaryota, Viridiplantae, Streptophyta, Magnoliopsida, Brassicales, Brassicaceae.
AUGGCGGCAAUAAGGACGAUGACGAAUUUGCUCCUCCGCGAGUUUACCCAUCACCCUCUUCUCUUUCACUCUUUAUCGAAAUCGUGUCAAUCUCUUUUACCAUGUCUCCGUCGUGGCACUCCUCGGAUUGUUCUGGUUCAGUCUGAUUCCCGAUUCGGAUCUUUCCGAUGUGCGGCGUCGACUUCCGGUGGAAGCGGUGGUGGUGAUCGGAAAGUUUCUUCACGGUUAUCUCAGGUGCAGCAGAUGCUUCAUGAGGCUGAGGAAAGGGCUAAUUCCGCUGGCAAUGAACCUACCCCUCAAAUCACUCUUGACCAUGUUACGCUUAACUUUGCUAGAAGUGGUGGCCCUGGAGGCCAGAAUGUGAACAAAGUGAAUACCAAAGUAGAUAUGCGGUUCAAUGUGAAAAAUGCGUAUUGGUUAAGUGAUAGAAUCAGAGAGAAAAUCAUACAGACGGAGAAGAAUCGGAUUAACAAGGACGGAGAACUUGUGAUAUCUUCAACCAAAACCAGAACGCAGAAAGGCAACAUCGACGAUGCACUUGCUAAACUACAGGCGAUAAUUGAUGCGGCUUCAUAUGUUCCACCACCUCCAUCAGAAGAACAGAAGAAGAAAAUUGUAAAGAUGGCUGCAAGAGCUGACGAUAAACGACUUAAAAGCAAAAAAGUUCUUUCGGACAAGAAAGCUGCGAGAAGAGACCGCAGUAGUUGGGAUUAA